Molecule: messenger RNA, 2301 nt
Organism: Meyerozyma guilliermondii ATCC 6260
Lineage: Eukaryota; Fungi; Ascomycota; Pichiomycetes; Serinales; Debaryomycetaceae
Gene: CDC46
Product: MCM DNA helicase complex subunit
Exons: 1
Coding region: 1-2301 (766 amino acids)
Biological process (GO): DNA replication; DNA replication initiation; double-strand break repair via break-induced replication
Cellular component (GO): nucleus; MCM complex
Molecular function (GO): ATP binding; 3'-5' DNA helicase activity; single-stranded DNA binding
Source: RefSeq, a predicted model, not a curated record
AUGCACUUACAUAUCCGUCAAAAUGCACGUAAUUUUUCCCUUUUGGGCCAACGUACACGUCCCGCGCAUCAUAAUCUCUUCCCUUCGUUUUCUUCAUCCAAUAUCAUGUCUUUCGAACGAGGCGAUGUAUUCGGUGCCCAGGUCCUUCCAGGAGAAGAACCCCAAGACAACUCGUUUAAUGAAAUCACAAAGGCGUUCAGGUCUUUUAUUCUUGAAUUUCGUCUCAAUUCCCAGUUCAUUUACCGAGACCAACUCCGAGAAAACUUGUUGAUCAAAAACUACUUUUUGCGCGUAAACACAGACCAUCUAAUUGGAUUCAACGAUGAACUCAACAAGAAGUUGGCUGAUGAACCUACAGAGAUGAUUCCUCUCUUCGAGGCAGCCAUUACAGAAAUUGCAAAAAGAAUCGCUUAUUUAAGUAACGAAGAAGUUCCCACAAACUUCCCCAUAUGCCAGCUCAUUUUAUACUCCAACGCAGGCAAUGUGUCCAUCCGUCACUUGGACUCGGACCAUAUCUCCAGGAUUGUCAGAGUUAGUGGAAUAAUAAUCUCAUCGUCAGUCUUGUCUUCCAGAGCAACCCAAGUCCAACUCUUAUGCCGCAAUUGCAAACAUACGAUGAGAAUCAAAGUUGCCAGUGGGUUUGGCCAAAUAAGCAUGCCCAACAGGUGCCAAGGUGCUCACAAUUUCGACGAAUCUACAACUCAGACAAAGUGUCCUCCUGAACCCUACACCAUUGUCCAUGAUAAAUCGACAUUUGUGGACCAGCAAGUACUCAAACUCCAAGAAUCUCCCGAUAUGGUCCCCGUGGGUGAAAUGCCACGGCACAUUAUUCUUCAAGCAGACAGAUAUAUGACCAACCAGGUGGUUCCAGGUACAAGAGUAUCAAUUGUUGGAAUCUACAGUAUAUACCAGUCCAGGCAGAAAGCCAAUGCUAAUGUUUCAACGGUGGCUAUCAGAAACCCUUACCUUCGUGUACUCAGUUUCCAAACAGAUGUCGAGGGUGGUCCCGGAGACCAGGGUUUGACUUUCACCGAAGAGGAAGAAGAGGAAUUUCUUAGGUUGUCUAGGACGCCAAACAUUUAUGAUAUCUUUGCAAAGUCUAUCGCUCCUUCGAUUUACGGGAACGAUGAUAUCAAGAAGGCUAUAACAUGUCUUUUGAUGGGUGGGUCCAAGAAAGUCUUACCCGACGGUAUGAGAUUGCGUGGUGAUAUCAAUGUACUUCUUCUUGGUGAUCCAGGUACCGCCAAGUCUCAACUUUUGAAAUUUGUGGAGAAAAUCUCCCCUAUAGCGGUCUACACUUCGGGUAAAGGCUCUUCUGCUGCUGGUUUAACCGCCUCGGUUCAACGUGAUCCUCAGACCAGAGAUUUCUACUUGGAAGGUGGUGCCAUGGUCCUUGCAGAUGGAGGUGUUGUCUGUAUUGAUGAGUUUGAUAAAAUGAGAGAUGAAGAUAGAGUUGCCAUUCAUGAAGCUAUGGAACAACAGACUAUUUCCAUUGCCAAAGCUGGUAUCACUACCGUUUUGAACUCGAGAACUUCAGUAUUGGCUGCAGCUAAUCCCAUUUUCGGUCGUUACGAUGAUCUCAAGAGUCCCGGUGAGAACAUUGAUUUUCAAACCACAAUUUUGUCUCGUUUCGAUAUGAUUUUCAUUGUAAAGGACGACCAUAACGAGGCUAGAGACUUGUCUAUUGCCAGACAUGUGAUGAACGUACACACUGGCAACAGUAAUAAUCAGGAUUCCUUACAAGAAGGUGAAAUAUCAGUGGACAAGAUGAAGAGAUAUAUCCAAUACUGCAAAUUGCGGUGUGCUCCUCGAUUGAGCGCCGAUGCAUCCGAGAGAUUAUCUUCCCAUUUUGUUGCUAUAAGGCGACGCUUACAACUUAAUGAAGCCGAUAUGAAUGAGAGGUCGUCGAUUCCCAUCACAGUGAGACAACUCGAAGCCAUUAUUCGUAUAACGGAAUCGCUCGCCAAGUUGCAAUUGUCUCCUGUUGCAACAGAGGAUCAUGUUGAAGAGGCAAUUCGUUUGUUUACUGCCUCUACUAUGGACGCUGUGGAUCAAGGUGUCUCCAGUGGAGGAUUGGUUACUUCGGGAGAAAUGAGCAAAGAGAUCAAAAGAGUGGAAAAUGAGCUCCGUAGGCGCUUGCCUAUUGGGUGGUCGACGGCCUACCGUACUUUACGCAGAGAAAUUGUUGAUUCGGGUAAGGCCAGUAUAGCUGCUCUUGACAAGGCAUUGUACAUACUUGAGCGACAUGAAGUGAUCAAGUUUCGUCACCAAAGGCAAAAUGUGUUGAGAGUGGGAGUAUAG